Molecule: messenger RNA, 18762 nt
Organism: Pelobates cultripes (western spadefoot toad)
Lineage: Eukaryota; Metazoa; Chordata; Amphibia; Anura; Pelobatidae
Source: the annotation of a GenBank genome assembly
CCCCGCCUGUCACCAGCAGCCUCUUGCAGAAUCCCAUGUCGCACCCACAGCGGCUUCUAACGUUCAAUGCAGGUACCGGCGGCAGUCAGACAGGACUGCCAUCAACCAGCCGCUCACACACAGGCACAGUAAUCCACCCCCGUAAACCGCAUCCAUUGCCAGCCUCUGUGGCAACGUCGCAAAAUGAUGCCUUGGCAGCCCUACUUUACGGCUUUACCUGACAACGUACACGUCGCAGGAACAUAGCUCCCCGCAGCCGAUUGGACGGCGGCUGGAUGGAUGCGCUCUGUGUCACGUGACCAGGCCCCGCCCCCCCCUGUGUUUCCUGCUGCAGAUGUGGCGGCUAGGCGCUGCACAUGUCACCCUGCAGGAGGAGACCGGACAGAGAUGCUCGGGGGGCUGGCGCUGCUCGCUGGGUUAGCCCUGCUACAUAAUGCCGGGGCCAAAACCGUGCAUGGGAGCUUUGACAGUGCCCUGGCUUGGCAUAGCCGGGGGCAGCACAUUGUCACCUUCCUGUUCCAUGGUGGGUACAGUAUGGGCAUGGAGGGAAUAACAGCAUUACCCAGGGCAGAGCCCACCAUGGUCUGGGCCUAUCCCACUCAGCAUUGCCAAGCAGUGCAGGCCUUCCCUAUUAAAGACUAAAAUAACAUGUUAUCACUAUGAUAAAUUACUUACUGCCAUUCCAGCUGUUCUGAUACACUGCAUUUCACAUGACCCUCAGCCAUCCUAGCAGCCCUUUAAACAUCAUGGGAGCAGUAACCUUCAAUGCCUUGGAUGCAAAAUUGUAUUUCGAUAUUACUGUAUAUUGUAGUAGGGAAUGUCUGAGCUCAGGAACAAGUGUGAUAAAAAAUUUGGUCUGUCAAUAAGUUUUAAUUCAGGGAUAACCAUGAGAAUGUACCAUGUAUAUUUUAUUGUAAUUGUACAACUAUUUUCCAACCAUUUCCAGGUGUAAGACAGAAGAAUAAAAUUGAUGUUGAAUGUAAUGUGGCUUUUUUUUCAUAGUGACGGGUACAUGCGUUCUCUGAUAUUGUGGUGUGCACUCAUACUGAUGUGAGAGAAUCGAUUUAGUCUUACAUGUCCGUUGAUAAAAUCUUCAUGCGCUAAACGGGCAUUUGCAAACGUUGGGUCAAAGUGACCUGAAUGAAAAUAUUGACCCACUGACAUAUUUACAGUUCAAGUUUCGUGGCUUAAAAUGUGCCAAUUCUACACAUUCAAAUAUUGCAUGGUCAUUUUACCUGAUCUAAAAAACCUAAACAUAAAUGUUUCAUAUUUUCCAACAUGUCAUUUGCUUCUCUCAUGUGACCUAAAUACUAUAAGUGCAUAAUUAAUGCAUUGUUUAAAGUUUUGUUUUGCUAUGAUAGCAAGUCAAUUCAAUCAGCCAGGUAAAUUUACUAUGUAAAAAUGAAUAGUCAUUACAUUUUCAGAGGAACCCAAUGUGAGUGGAAAAAUCCUAUAACUGCAUAUUUUCGGUCACGGUAUACUUGGAAAACAAAGCAUUUUGGAUGGUGCAGUAGUGUUAUUAAAUGUGACAUUGGCAAUUUUGCUAAUUUUAUGAAUCUGGUGCUUGGAAUUAUCCUUGCUAAAAUACCUGAUAUGAGGUCGUAGGCCAGUGUUGUGGUCCUAAUAUUUAGUUAUUGUAUUAAGCUUUGUUUUCUUCUAAUGUAACUUUUUUUUUUUUCUACUCUGCACUUUGAGGCAGACAUCUGCAAAUGUUUGGGGGGUGGGAGGGAUUUCUGAAUGUCUAGCAUGUGUCACGUUUACUGUUUUGUGGGAGGUUAAUGGCAAAUAAUUUUUAUUACCUUGUAUGUAUGCAUGUGUGUGUGUAUAUAUAUAUAUAUAUAUAUCUCUAUAACAUGUAAAAUUGGUAGCAUCUGUUUUUCCUCUGUAGAUUAUGAUUGGAUUUGUUUUCAUUUUAAAGGAGACCAGGCUGUUCUCUGUGUCAGAAUUACUAAUGUUGCUGCUGCUGCUGGGAAAGAUGCCACUCUUUACCUUUAUCAGAAUGAGCAAUGGCUGAAGAUGCACGGCAGCAUGGAGGAAUACAGCUGUACAGAGAAGUUGUCACUUGCACAAGUAUUAAGUAAGUGGUAAUGGUUAUUAAUUUUCUUGCAAACUGACUCAGUCAGUUUUUGAUCUGAUGGGACAGAUCCAAAGUAGGAACCAAGUUCUUUCUAGGAAUUUUCUUAAGCACAGCUGAUGAAAUCUGUAAAACAUUGAGACAUACGCUCAAAAAGUAAUCUCUCUAACCGAGAAUGUUUUAAAUAUUUACAAAUCCGCUACUUGCACACCAAAAGCAAGAAGAUGCGCCCCUAAAUCCAGUGAAGUCUGAUAUCCCCCACCCAGUAACAUCUACAUGUCUGGCUAAAAAGAGCCUGUCGACAUGCUAUGAACUCAUUUUGACCCCCUUAACCAUGUUUUUAUCUGAUUUGCUAAGCAGCAGAGCUGGUAAAAGACAUGUUAGAGGAAAAGUGUGAGGGGUCGGCCAACAUGUGGAGAGUGGUUACUGUACCAAUUACAAGAGAAACCAAUAAUUAGGUGGUACUUAGUACCUGCAAACCUUUCACAUAUAUUUGGUUCUCAGGAUAGGAAGUGUUGGAGGUGAUGUACUUAGAGGGGGAUGGACCUUCAUAUAUGGUGGACCUGCUCCUUGUUAAAGCCGAUCUUUAUAUUAGCUUCCCAAAUAGUCAAAACUAGCAUUCAACCUGUUCCUUGCAUGGGUCUUCUCUACAUAUUCCCAAAUACCUUCCUGAAAUCUAUGAAGUAUAUACUAUGCCACCUCUUUCUAACCACCAAAAGAGCAAUGGUUUUCCUCCAUCAACUAUUGAAUUGAUGUCUAGAAAUCUUAUAAAAUUAUAUUCUUUGGUGCUUGAAAAACCUCAAUAAAAAUGUUCAGUGGGUGAAAAAAAAUCUGUUAAACAUCAAAAUAAAAGUACACAAGUGAAAACCUAAUGAAGACCUUCAUAUGAGCAGUCUAUACUGUGCACUCAACAGGUACACGGCUGGUUAGCAUAGACAGUGUCAGCUCAAACAUUUGCAAACUUCUUUAAUCAGUCACUUACCAUUGAUCCAUUCUAUCCAUUGAUGGGAGAAAUGCAGUACUAUUACAAUUCUAAAACAGUUUGACACAGUACGUUGGGAUUAUGUCAGGGCAUUGAGUGGGCUGUAUUAGUUAUGGUUCUUGGCGUUUUCCUUUAAUGCUUUUUUAUGUGACCAUUUUUAUAAAGCUGUAUUACAACACAAAAGACAGACUAUAAUGAAAGAAGCAAAAUGGACAAGAAUAGCCAUAGAUGUGCAUAUAUUCUGAAAUGAUCCUGAUAUGAGCUUUGAAUGCAUCUGAGUAUAUAACUCGCAUAUUAACGUUCAAAUUACAACACAGGCAAGACACUUAAUACAAUAUUGUAUAGAGUAACAAAUUAGCAAAUGUGUUUGUUUUUUUGUGGGCGGUGGGAGAGGUAUUUGUGUUACAGUUACCUGAUAUAUAUUUCAUUUACUUUGUUGUAGUACCCUUGAAUCAAACAGAAUAUAACUACACUUUACCCCAGAUUGUGUAUCCAAAAGCAUGGUACGCGAUUUAUGCAGACAAAUACACAUGUCUUAUGAGCUAUGAAGACCCUAAAUCAGAUGAUAUCACAUAUGAAGUCACUUUAUUGAAUCCUGAUGCUGCAGGAAAUCCGUUUGAUCACUUUGGAGCUGAUGAAUCAGGUAAAAUUUUUAUUAUUUACAGGAUAAAAGGAAACUAUUUCUCUGAUUUGGUUUAAAGGGACUCUCCAGUGCCAGGAAAACAAUCAGUUUUCCUGGCACUGCAGGUCCCCUCUCCCUCCCACCUUCCAUUCCUCGGUUGCUGAAGGGGUGAAAAUGCCGCGGGCAAUGCCGUUCAUUAGAGCUCUCCAUAGGAAAGCAUAUAAAAUGCUUUUUAAUGCUUUCCUACGGGGAAUUGAGCGACGCUGGAGGUCCUCACACAGCGUGAGGACGUUCAGCAACACUAUAGCACAGGUUUUCUGUGCUAUGGACCAGGAAGUUCCCUCUAGUGGCUGUCUAGUAGACAGCCACUAGAGGUGGAGUUAACCUUGCAAGGUAAUUAUUGCAGUUUAUAAAAAAAGGUUAGUGGGAGUUGGCACCCAGACCACUCCAAUGGGCAGAAGUGGUCUGGGUGCCUGGAGUGUCCCUUUAAUGAGUACAUUUUAUUGCUCUCUAGUAUUUUGCUAAUAACAUUGUGACGGCCUGCCGUCACUGAGUACCAGGCCCACAUAUGCCCACUUGCUUGCCCGCAUUGUUUCAGAUCCUCAUGUCGGGGAUCUCCCUAUCUAAGAGGCAAUGUAUUGGUUGUGGAAUCCCCUUGUUCGCAAAUCAUGUUUGGGCUGGAUUGGAAGAAUGUGCUUGUCCCAUUCUGGAUAUGAUAUUGAAACACAAGGGGUUGUUUGUUCCUGAAAGCUGAUGAGCAUUAACAUGUCAUAGAAACAUAGAAUGUAACAGCAGAUAAGAACCAUUCAGCCCAUCUAGUCUGCCCAAUAUUUCGAAAUACUUUUCAUUAGUCCUUGGCCUUAUCUUAAGUCUAGGAUAGCCUUAUGCCUAUCCCACGCAUACUUAAAACUCCCUCAUUGUGUUAACCUCUACCACUUCAGCUGGAAGGCUAUUCCAUGCAUCCACUACCCUCUCAGUAAAGUAAAGUAAUACCUGAUGUUAUUUUUAAACCUUUGCCCCUCUAAUUUAAGACUAUGUCCUCUUGUUCUGGUAGAUUUUCUUCUUUUAAAUAUAGUCUCCUUCUUUACUGUGUUGGUUUCCCUUUAUUUAUUUAAAUGUUUCUAUCAUAUCCCCCCUGUCUCGUCUUUCCUCCAAGCUAUACAUGUUAAGAUCCUUUAACAUUUCCUUGUAAGUUUUAUCCUGCAAUCUAUGAACUAGGUUAGUAGCUCUUCUUGAACUCUUUCUAGAGUAUCAAUAGCCUUCUGAAGAUACAGUCUCCAGUACUGCAUACAAUACUCCAAGUAAGGUCUCACCAGUGUUCUGUACAAUCGCAUGAGCACUUCUCUCUUUCUACUGCUAAAACCUCUCCCUAUGCAACCAAGCAUUCUGCUAGCAUUUCCAGCUGCUCUAUUACAUUGUCUUCCUUUAAGUCAUCUGAAAUAAUUACUCCUAAAUCCCUUUCCUCAGAUGUUGAGGUUAGUAGGGUAUCAAAUAUCCUAUACUCUUCCCUUGGGUUUUUACGUCCAAGAUGCAUUAUUUACUUAUCCAAAUUAAAUGUCAUUUGCCACAGCUCUGACCAUUUUUCUAGUUUACCUAAAUCAUUUGCCAUUUGGCUUAUCCAUCCUAUAACAUAAACCCUGUUACAUAUCUUAGUAGCAUCAGCAAAAAGACAUACCUUACCAUCAAGACCUUCUGCAAUAUCACUAAUAAAAAAAUAUUAAAGAGAGUGGGUCCAAGUACAGAUCCCUGAGGUAUCCCACUGGUAACUAGAACUUGCUUCGAAUUUACUCCGUUGACAACAACCCUCUGUUGCCUGUCAUUUUGCCACUGCCUAACCCAUUCAACAAUAUAGGAAUCCAAACUUAAAGAUUGCAGUUUAUUGAUAAGCCUUCUAUGUGGAACAGUGUCAAAAGCCUUACUGAAAUCUAGGUAGACAAUGUCUACUGCACCACCCUGAUCUAUUAUGGUAGUUACCCAAUAAAAAAAAUCAGUAAGAUUAGUUUGGCACGAUCUCCCUGAAGUAAACCCAUGUUGUCUCUGAUCUUAAAAAUCCAUGUGAUUUUAGAUGUUCAACAAUCCUAUCCUUUAACACGGUUUCCAUCACUGAAGUAAAGACUCACUGGCCCGACUCCUCCCUACUACCUUUCUUGUGAAUGGGUACAACAUUCACUAAUUUCAAAUCUUCUGGGACUACUCCUGUUAACAAUGAUUGGUUAAAUAAAUCUGUUAAUGGUUUUGCUAGUACACCACUAAGUUCUUUUAAUAACUUUGGGUGUAUCGCAUCAGGCCCCAUCGACUCAUUUGUCUUUACUUUUGACAGUUCAAAUAGAACCUCUUCCUCUGUAAACUCACAUGUAACAAAUGACUAAUUUGUCCUUUUUCUUAACUGAGGCCCCUUUCCUUCAUUUUCAUCUCUAAAUACUGAACAAAAAUAUUAUUUGAGGCAGUCAGUUAGACAUUUAUCCUCUUCUACAUACCUUCCUUCUUUUGUUUUUAAUCUAACUAAUCCUUGUUUUACUUUCCUCUUCUCAUUUAUGUAUCUAAAAAAUGUUUUAUCCCCCUUUUUCACUGACUGUGCUAGUUUCUCUUCUGUGUGUGCUUUGGAGGCUCUUAUAACUUGCUUAGCCUCUUUCUGCUAAAUCUUUUAGAUCUGCCUGUCUUCCUCACUCUGUUUUUUUUUUUUAUACAAUUAUUAAACACUAACUUUUAGUUUUUUACUAUUUUGGCCACUGCGGAGUACCACAGUGGUUUCUUGAAUUUUUUGCUUUUACUGACAAGCCUAAUGCAAUUUUCUGUUGCCUUCAGCAGUGCAACUUUUAAAUGAUCCCAUUUUUCUUGGACUCCAUUUAAAUUGCUAAAGUCUGAUAAUGACUCCUUUACACAUAGUCUAAUUUUAGAAAAGUCUUUUUUUUCUAAAGUCUAAAACUUUUAUUUUUGUGUGGUGUGACUCAGUCACUUUUCUUAUAUUAAACCACACUGACUAAUGAUCACUGGAUCAUAAACUUUCACCUACAGUAAUAUCUGAUACCAAAUCUCCAUUUGUUAACACUAAAUCUAGUAUGGCCUCCUUACGAGUUGGUUCCUCAACGAUUUGUUUUAGAGACAAUCCCAGUAGGGAGCUUAGAAUAUGUGUGCUCCUGGCACAAGCAGCUAUUUUGGUUUUCCAAAUCACAUCAGGAAAAUUAAAGUCACCCAUGAUGAUAACUUCCCCCUUCAUUGUCAUUUUAGCUAUUUCUUCAUCUAGUAGAUUAUCUCACUCUUCUAUUUGUCCAGAGGGCCUGUAAAUCACACCUGCACAAGUUACUGUGUGAUCUCCAAAUUCUAAUGUAACCCUAACAGACUCUAUGUGUGCCUCACUAACUUUUAUAAGGCUAGAUUGUAUGCUAUCCUUCACAUACAGGACCACCCCUACUCUGCCUACUUUCAUCUGAAAAACAUAGCCAGGGUACAACACUUAAUUCCAUCGGAUGAUAUGCCAAUAUUAACCCAUGCAUUUGUAUCCUCUCGGCUAGAGUAUUGCAAUGUAAUUUACUUGGGCCUCCCACAAAAAGAACUCCAUCACCUUCAGACUGUACAAAAUCCAGCAGCGAGAUUACUGACCAAUCAAACUUGCUCCUGCCACAUAUCACCUGUUCUCCACUCCCUGCAUUGGCUUCCAAUUAAAAGGCGAGCAUAUUUAAAAAUGGGCCUGCUAACCUUCAAAGCCUUAAAGGGACACUAUAGUCACCAGAAUAAAUAUAGCUUAAUGUAGUUGUUCUGGUGAGUAUAAUCAUUGCCUUCAGGCAUUUUAAUGUAAACACUGUCUUUUCAGAGAAAAGGCAGUGUUUACAUUGCCCCUAGGGACACCUCCAAGCAGGGGCGUAUUAGCCACGAGGCAAACAAGGCAUUUGCCUUGGGCGGCAUUUUCCAGGGGGCGGCAAAAAACGCCGACCCCAAAUGCCCAGUGCAAAUGUCUUGUUAGCUUCGGGGCUAACAGACAUGCUGGGCGGGCGGCUGGCGAGGGAGCACUGGGAGGCUGGGAGCCGGGUUGAUGACGUCAUAUUGCGGCUCCCAGCCUCACUGUGCGGCGCGCGAGGGAGCUGAGCAGACCGCUCAGGGUAAGAGCUCCCUCGCCAGCCGCCCGCCCAGCAGCCACUGGACCACCAGGGAGAGAGAGGAACCUCCUCCCCCAGCACUCCCAAAGGUAAGGAGGCUGGGGGGGGGUUAAAUAAAAAGAAAUUUUUUUUUGGAUGUGAGUGAUUGUGUGUGUCUGACUGUGUGUGUGUGUGUCUGACUGUGUGUGUGUGUGUGUGUGUCUGACUGUGUGUGUGUUUGUGUCUGACUGUGUGUUUGUGUCUGACUGUGUGUUUGUGUCUGACUGUGUGUGUUUGUGUCUGACUGUGUGUGUGUAUUUAGAAGGUGGGGCGGGGGGCAAGGGUUGGGUGGGGGUGGCGCAGGGGACGGCGGUGUCUGAGUUUUGUCCUGCCUAUGGCAGCACAAAUCCAGGAUACACCACUGCCUCCAAGUAGCCACUCCUCAGAUGGACACUGAAGGUGCUUUCUGGCUCAGUGCUGCACAGUAGGCAGCACUGCCGUUCAACAUCUCCACGCUCUGCAUGGGGACGUGGAAUUUUCCUCAUAGAGAUGCAUUGGUUUAAUGCAUCUCUAUGAGGAGGUGCUGAUUGGCCAAAACAGCAUUUGGCCUCGCCCCCUUGCUGAUUUUAGCCAAUCCAAUGCUUUACCCAUUUGAAAGCAUUGGAUUGGCUAAAAAUCGACUGUUGGGAUGAUGUCACCAAGGGGGGCAGGGCCAGUGCCGGCAGACCCGCACGGCACUGGAAAUAAGGUGAGUUUUAAUUUGCUUUUAACCCCUUAAGGACCAAACUUCUGGAAUAAAAGGGAAUCAUGACAUGUCACACGUCAUGUGUCCUUAAGGGGUUAAGGGGGGGGGGCAAGCAACCUAAAUGGUGGGUUUAACACUAUAGGGUCAAGAUUACAUGGUUGUGUUCCUGACCCUAUCGUGCUCCUUUAAACAAUCAAGGCCCACGGUACCUGGAAGAGCUCCUGACACCCUACAUUCCAUCCUGUUCACUUCGGUCAGCCAGCAAAUCCUUCCUGUCAGUGCCAAGAAUAAAGACAGAUUCAGUUUCCAGGGUAUUCAGCCACGCUGCCUCUACCUUCUCGAACUAUUUACCAUGUGCAAUCAGAGAGGCACCAUUUUACAGACUUUAAAAAAAAAAAAAGCUAAAGACCCACCUUUUCCGUUAGGCAUUCAGUCCGCUCAGCUGACCUUCAGAAAUUCAUAACUUUUAUGUCUUAAUGUUUGUAUACUUGUAAAGUGCUUUGAGUCUCACAGGGAGAAAAGCGCUAUAAAAAUCGCAAAUUACGGUAUUAUUAAUGUGACUAGAUUUUCUAUGUAGUUCUGUCAGACACAAACAAUAUGAAGCUCAAAGAAAAGAGGGACAUUAGUGUAAAAAAAGGGACAGAUGAAUUUGGGACCAAACCAGGGACUGUGCCUCCUAAAUAGGGGCAAUUGGGAGGUUGGAAUUAAAAAUAAAAUGUUACCUUUUUAACCCUUUAAGGACACAACUUCUGGAAUAAAAGGGAAUAAUGACGGAAUAUUUCCAUCAUGUGUCCUUAAGGGGUUAAUGUAAUUUUAAUAGAUGAUCUAUCCUUUUCAGAAUUGUGAACUAAAUGUUUCCUCAUUUAUGUUAUUGUUGCCUACAUUAGUUUUCUGUUUAAGUUCCAACACUUUCUUUUUUUCUGUCUCUAGGAUUACAUGAAUUUUAUUUCCUGCUUGUGCUGGUGUACUUUGUGGCUGCUUGUAUUUAUAUCCAAGCUCUUUGGCAGACAAUUAAGAAAGGAGGUCCGAUGCACACAGUUCUUAAAGUUUUGUCAAUUGCAUUGUUGUUGCAGGCUGUGUCCGCUUUGGCAAAUUAUAUACAUUUCUCAAGGUAAUAUAUUGAAAUCUUUCCACUAGUCUUCCUGCUAUUUUUAAAGUGAAAAUCUUAUUCUUACAGUGUUACUGUUUCUCAGGUAUGCAAGAGAUGGCAAAGGAGUACCUUUCAUUGGAAGUUUUGCUGAAUGUGAGUAUAGUACCUUACUGAAUUAGCGCUUUCAAAUGCAGUGAGGUCACACAUUUUACUGACUGUACUGACUUUUAAAAUAAGCCACGCAUUUGCUAAAUGUAAUAGAAAUAUUACCACAGUUUUUAAAGGCCUAAUUCAUGCGUGAAUGGCGAUUUGGGUUUCAUUAUCUGUACUCACAAUGUGCUUUUACAAGUGUUAAAGACCCGUAAUCAUACGCAUUAGAAAAGUAUGCCUGCAUGGUUGUACCUGUGGAGAGAAGUUAAAUGAAGAUAUUUUUACCCAAAUCUCUUCUUCUUGUGCACCCCAUCUUGGGACUUGAGUUGCUGGCAGAUGCCUCAAAGAGCUGCUUCACAUUUGUGCUCUCUUGAGGUAUUCUUUCAUGCCAUAUUCUUCCAUUAUGCAAUAGUUAGGAAGAUCCCACAUCAUUCCUAGUUCGCAUUACCAAGCACAAGUGAUAAGUAAUGGCUUGUGGUAAAUGACAAGUUGUGGGAGCUAAUUAAAACUCUGCCUCUUGCCAAUAAUCCCUACGUAUGUAUAUCUCUAAACUACUUUGGAAUUUCAGUGGAAUAAUGGCACAAUGUGUAUGGAUUUAGUGUGUGUGUGUGUGUGUGUGUGUGUGUGUGUGUAUAUAUAUAUAUAUUUUUUUUUUUAUUUUUUUUUAUUUUAAGAAGUUUAAUUACACAUGACAAAUAUUAUCUCUGAGCCAAGUAAUGUUUCUGAUACACACUAUUACAUUGCACAGUUUGUUGAGCUAUGUAAAAUUAUGUAAGAGGUUUUCUACACAAUUUUAAUGUUUAAUGACAUAGCGUGAGGACGUCCAGCGUCAGGUGACCAAAAGUCGCCUAACUGCACGGAAGUCCCUCUAGUGGCUGGUUGGUAAACAGCCACUUGAGGUGGAGUUAACCCUAGCAGGUAAUUAUUGCAGUUUCUUAAAAACUGUAAUAUUUACCUGUUUAGGGUUAUGGGACCUGGGACAGUGCACCCAGACCACAAGUGAGAAGUAGGGGCAAAACAUAAACGUUAAAACUUUUAUGCCAUCAUCUUAAUGAUCAGAGGGGUAAAAAUAAUGUGCCAGUUACAUUGCAAGCCAUAGUCAACAUAGUUGUUUUUUUCACCUCAGAGAUAAAGUGUAUCAAUUACAUUGCAACACAGUCUAGCACUAAUGCUUCAAUAUGGGGUCCUGUUUACUUCGCAUCAGAAUAGAGCAGAAUAAAAAGGAAUAUUUAUAUUUUAUUCAUACAGACAAGCUAAAACUGAAAUGACAGAAUCAUUGAGUUUGCAUUAUGAUUCUGUCAUUAAACAUUAAAAUUGUGUAGAAAACCUCUUACAUAAUUUUACAUAGCUCAACAAACUUUGCAACGUAAUAGGGUGUAUCAGAAUCAUUACUUGGCUCAGAGAUAUUUGUCAUGUGUAAUUAACUUUACAUAAGGUUCUUCUUCUGGUCCACACUUCUUAAAAAGAAUUGAAACUCCUAACUGCUCACUAUCGAUUGUCUCAUAUUUUCAUAGUGUGUGACAUAGCGUCAGAGGUGCAGAUGCUAUACUUGCUGCUAAGCCUGUGUAUGGGUUGGACUCUCAGCAGAAUGAAGAAGUCUCAGUCAAAGCCCCUCCAAUGGGAUUCUACCCCUACAUCCACUGGCUUUGCUGUUGUGGCUGUCACUGCACAGGUCUGACAUUUUCUAUAUUUAUCUACUUUACAUGUACCCUGUGGAUAUAAUAAAUGUAAUGUUAAGAAACAAGUUAAUUGAGUCUUCACUGUUAACUUUUCCUCUUUUCCUUGCAAUAGUUCACUGUGCAUACAUAGGUCUCAUACUUUUGUAGCUAUAUGCAAAUUUUAAGAGAUAAAGAAAGAUUUCUUGUCAUUCUUUUUAGUACUUGAAUGGGAUUUGAUCACUUACAUAUUCCUCAUGUGUCUAACUGUUGGAACAUACUUUUAUGAAAGGUGGUUUUGUCCGGAUUGUUAAAGGGAAACUAUAGUGCCUGGAAAACAAACUAAUUUUCCUGGCAUUAUAGAUUCCCCCGCAGUCAAGCUGCAUCAAUGCUUUCCUAUGAGGUUUGGGUGACGCUGGAUGUCCCAAUGCAUAGCGUGAGGACGUCCAGCGUCAGGGGACCAAAAGUCGCCUAACUGCACGGAAGUCCCUCUAGUGGCUGGCUGGUAAACAGCUACUUGAGGUGGAGUUAACCCUAGCAGGUAAUUAUUGCAGUUUCUUAAAAACUGUAAUAUUUACCUGUUUAGGGUUAAGGGACCUGGGACAGUGCACCCAGACCACAAGUGAGAAGUAGGGGCAAAACAUAAACGUUAAAACUUUUAUGCCAUCAUCUUAAUGAUCAGAGGGGUAAAAAUAAUGUGCCAGUUACAUUGCAAGCCAUAGUCAACAUAGUUGUUUUUUUCACCUCAGAGAUAAAGUGUAUCAAUUACAUUGCAACACAGUCUGGCACUAAUGCUUCAAUAUGGGGUCCUGUUUACUUCGCAUCAGAAUAGAGCAGAAUAAAAAGGAAUAUUUAUAUUUUAUUCAUACAGACAAGCUAAAACUGAAAUGAGAAAAUUUUAGAAAUAUUGAGGUAAAUGGGAAGAAUAUGGUUGAAAAACACCGGAUGUAAUAAUGGUGGGUCUGGUUUUGUUUUUUAUUUAAGACGUUUUGGCAAUUGAUGCAACAGCAUAUUUUCACUUUUUAUCAAUGUUAGAACUUGCUUUACUGACAGCUGACAAUUCCAACAUUACAAUGAACCAGUAUGUGUAACUCUGAAUGAAAAUGUGGUGAUAUGUUUCAAGCCCUGUUGCUUUAUUAUGUUGUGAUAUUCUAUAAUGUAAUGCAAUUUCAGUCUUUCGAUUUUGUCUUUCUUUCAUAUGGUAAUGAUGGCUGUCUUUCUAGUGUUACAAUAAUGCAUUCAUUCUGUUGUCUUGGUAACCUUAUUCAUAAAAUGCAGCUUAUCCAGAUUAUAAUUAAAAAACAAGUAUGUCUCGGCAAACAUUUAUACUACACAAGCUGCCAAUAUUAAGAAGCUGUGUAGAAAACCUUAAGAUGUACAAGAGGUAAUUCCAACCAUUAUACAAAUAUCAGUGAUUACAUUCUUACUCCAGUUCCUUUUUUUCCCAGUGAUUGCUAUGUACAAAAUAAAAGGGAGUACCUGGCAUUGAAACAAUAUCAUCUUAAAUAUGUAAUAUUUUCUGUCUUAAAUCCACUUGAGGUAAGGGCACAGUUCUGUCACCCCAAGUCUGACUGGUGGUAAAUGUACUUGGCAUUGCAAUGCAGACAAUCUUGAAUAAAUGUAAUGGAAUGCUGUAAGUAUAGUGGUGCUUAUUAAGGCAUCAAUUUAAAGUGGCUCUGUCACCUCAAACUUAACCUUCUCCUAUUACUUCUUCUUCUUUCAGAAUAUGUUCUCCACUUCUGAUCUUUUUCUUUUUAAAACAUAAGACAAAGCAGAGACUACUUUGUCUUAUGUAUUUUUGCUACUCUUGACAAUUUUGAUAAACGGGUGGUGCUUAAAUAGAUACUAUAAGUGCCAGGAAUAUAUAGCUCGCUGUGCCUCCCCCCUCCCACUGCGGUAAGUAACCCUUUAUUUACUUACCUGAUCCCAGCACCAAUGUAACUUGCUGAUGGGUAGUGGCUCUGCCUCCUCUUCUGUCCCAUGAUGAGCAGGCGCUAAUGUGCUUGCGCAGCAAAUACCGUGUGCGCAUUAGACCUUCCCAUAGGGAAGCAUUAAAUCAAUGCUUUCCUAUGGGGAAAAAUCUGAUGCUGGAUGUCCUCAUGCAGAGCGUGAGGAUGUAGAGAGUCAGAUACUGGACCUAGGUCGAUUUGGGUGCAGAAAGUACCUCUGGUGGCUGUCUGGGAGACAGCCACUAGAGGCUGACUUAGUGCUGCAAUGUAAACAACUUUAGCUUAAAGCGAAUCUCCAGUACCAGGAAAACACAUCCGUUUUCCUGGCACUACAGUGCCCCUCUCCCUCUAACAGUAUUGAAUCAUUUGAAAAAUUAUUAAAUCAAGGCCUAAUUUAGUGACCUAAAGAGGUAUACAUAAACAUAUAACUGGGUGACUGAAUCCUUGUUUUGUUUUGUUCUUUUAUUUCAUCUUAUGUGUUUUUAUAAAGGUUGUAAUAUUUGUCUUUAGUAAAAAUAUUCAUGAGUCCAGUUUGGUGUUCUCUUUGUAGAACUUUUGCCAUUAUUAUAGAUUUAGAUUUAUUUUACCUUCUGAAGACUUGCAUUACUGUGUUUGCAGGUUAUCUUGUUAGUCUGGGAGCAGUUUGAGGAGAAUGAACAUCACAGUUUCCAUGCCCAUCUGAGCUUGGCAGGAACCCUCCUGAUUGCUUUGAAAAUUUGCCUUGCAAUGUCUUUGGCUUUUGGGCUGUAUCAGAUAAUCAGCUUGGAGCGGAGCACUAUGAAGCGGCAGUUCUAUAUCACCUUUUCAAAAGUAUGUAUCUUAUGUCUUAAUUGUGCCUUGCACUGCUCUCAUGGCUUUGUUUGCUUGCAUUGUGUGUGAGUGUGAGAGAGUAUUUUUAAAUAUUUAUUCUACCAGUUUCAUUAUAGAAAAAUAAAUAACUCAGAUGGAUUCAGACGGGUGUUCAAUUUUACAUUUGCAUAUAAUGCGUUCCCUUAGGUCAUUAGAUGUCUUGCCCACGUAAUUGAGACCACAAGGGCAUAUAAUUCUAUACACAACAUGUGAGGACCACACAUGUCUAUAGAAUUAUAUGCCCCUGUGGUCUCACUUACGUGGGAAAGACAUCUAAUGACCUAAGGGAACGCAUGCAGGGUCACAGAUCUACUAUACGUUCAGCACUACUGAGCGGCACUGCAAGCACUCCAGUCGCCAGGCAUUUCCUUGAGAUGGGACAUAGCCUGUCCUCGCUUCGCUUUAUGGGAAUAGAUCACAUACCCAUCUCACCCAGAGGAGGAGAUCGUGAUAACCUGUUACUCAGACGUGAGGCUUUCUGGAUACACACGUUGGAAACACUAUCACCAUCUGGUUUAAAUGAGAAGAACUCAUUAUAUUGUUUUUUACCUAGAAGAUAAUAUAUGAUUGAGCUAUGUUUUACAGAAUGCAUUAAUAUAAUACUGUUAUUUGCCGUAAUUCCAUGAUGGAAGUAGUCCAUAUCGUAUAAUGCUUCAAAAUUGCACUGACAAUAUUUUGCUAUAUAACUGAGUUAAUAUUUAUCUAAUGACGAUAUGUACUAUGUAUCUAUGUUCCCUUGGUUAAGGUUGAAACUUUUGUAUAUACUUUAUUUUUAUAGUUAUUUAUCUUUUAUUACUUCCUGACUUAGCUACACGAGAGUAUGUUUCACAUACCAGUUACACAUAGGGUUAACUUCAAUUUAUUACGUAAUUCAAACAUGUUUACGUCAUUAAUGACAUCACUCUGAUCCGUUGUUACAUUUCACCUGUUCACCUCCAAACUGCAUUUUUUGUAUAUAAGGUAUCCAUCUCACAUACACAAUUGUCUUGAAAAAAGUAUUUUACAGACUGAAACGUCGACUGAAACGUUGUGUGAAUUUGUAAUUGCUCAAUAAAGCAACAGAUGAAAUUUACCUUGAAAGACUCCUGAGUGCUCUCUACUGGUAUCUUAUACAAUUUGGUUGGAGACAGCACCGGAGCAUGAACCCCUUAAGGACACAGGACAUGUGUGACGUGUCAUGAUUCCCUUUUAUUCCAGAAGUUUGGUCCUUAAGGGGUUAAAGGACCGGGAGCAUUGAGUACUGGGUCGUGUGUAUGUAUGUAUAUAUGUGUAUAUAUAUAUAUAUAUAUAUAUAUAACUCUUUUUACACUUUAUCAUCUAAAUAUAUUGUGUACAAUCAAAUUUCAGCUAAAAGCAUAAACUAUUAUAUCUUUUGUGUCAAUUUUCAUUGUAAAGUAUUUAUGGUGGGGAGUAGAUCAUGCUAACCUAAAAGUGAUAGGUUUUCUAUUUUGCGCUGUUUGUGUUAUUUUGUACUGGAUUUCUUUGACUCAAGUGUCAGUAGACAUUAAUCAUCAUGCGUUGUUUUUUUUUUUUUCAGGGUUGCUUCUUGUGGUUUUUGUGCCACCCAUGCUUUGUAGUCAUUUCUUACUUGUUCAAAGAGUAUCAAAGAGAAAAGGUAUGCAUUAAAUUACAAUCAAAAUAAAUAAAUGUCUAAAGUUGCAUCUUUAAAAUACACCAUAGCAUUAAAAAAUGAAUUAUAUUCUCGGCUGUAUAAAUAAACCCUAUCUUACGACAAUUAGUUAUAGAUUCAGCAGUUUGAGUACUCAUAGUAACAAUUAUUACUUUAGUCCUUCGUGAUUGUAGACUAAUAAAAAAUAAUUAGAGAAACUAUGAUGAAAAGAUAAGGCUUUGUUUUGAUACACUGCAUUUAUACAUUUGUUUGUUAAAAUGCUGAGUAUAUAUAAUUAGGACUAAAAUACAUUUUUUGAAGUCUAAAACAAAUACUGUAAGGGGUGAAUUAUAGUUUUAAAGUUAAACAUUUGUAAAAUGUGUGAGGCUGAGAUUACAGUAUUUAUAGUAGUGAUGGACUAAUAUUAGUAAAAUUUGGCAGGCUGAUAUUACAAUGUUUAUAUUGGUCACAAAAUCCAUAACCACUACUCAGAAGUAUAUAUUUGUAGAAAUUACAUCCUCCAGGCUAUGUAACUUAGAGCUUUUUUACCCUUUUCAUUUAACCAUUUGAUCACAAACCUAGGUCAAAUAAGUAUUUUCACACACUUUUUGUUUUGGGGAAAUUCACAGACCACGCAAGUCUAGCUAUUGCAAACACCCUAUAUUUGUAUUCUGCUACUGAUCUCAAGUGCAAUGAACCCCACAUGUAUACCAAUUUCUAUAAUCCAACCCUUAAUUCUACCCAUAAUUCAACGUCUAACCUACCUAUAAUUCAACCUCUUAUCCCACCUCUGAGGGAUUCCCUCUGCUGAUGUCUGUACUGACAUCAACAGAGGCAUUUUCUAGCUCACACAGUACAGAGGGCUCUGUGAGCACUGUGUGAUUGCAGCGUGAGAGCGAAUUCUCCAGCACACAGAGAUCGGUGAUGGUCAGCUGGCAAAGCCCAACAAUUAUACGUAAUUGGCGUACAACUUCAAUUACGUAUCAAGGUAUCAAAUUAACCAGACCUAGCAAUCCUUUAAUGCAAAGGUGCCUUAAGGUGUUGAAACAUACCUGGGGUUCCUUAGUACAAGCAGGGAUUUAACUCGUGCUGGUACCUUUACUGCAUGACAGUCUAUGCUGCCACUGAAUGUUAAAGCCCUGCACUGCAUGAUGGCAUAGACCGUCAUGUGGUCCUUACGUGGUUAACAUAUAAAAUGCAAAUAUGUUAUAGACAUAGCCAUUUAAUUUAGAAGAUGAGUCGGUUUUAUUUCCUCCACCAGUCCAUGUCAAGCUGCUGCCAUUGUUCCAUACAGUAUGCCAGCUGUUGAAAAGAAAGAAAGAAAUGGCUGUGAAGAUUACAACUUUGCAAAGUGAGGAGAUAUGUGCUACAACACAUCAAAAUUGAAAUCAAAAAGGGCUUAUUAUGUUACGUAGCAUAUGGUUUUUGUUUCCACUCUGAAUGUAUAUGCUGGAUAUACCAUAUUUAACUUCUCAAACUUUCUGAGGGAGAUUUACAGGGUCAUUCACUAAAGUCUGUGUGGCAGUCUGAGUCUGAAAAGGACAAAACCAUCCGGCUCACACUAUUUAUCAGUGUCCUGAUGUGCAAAACAUUACUAAGUGUUCCCCUUUUUUGUCCUCAAAUGGAUAAAGUAACAUCCUGGAAGUAACAGGGGGUUCCAUCAACUGUAUGAACUACUACAAGUGGAAAAAACUAAACACGAUUGUUAGUAAUGCAUAUACAAUGACCGUUAUUGUAUUUUGUGGAUUAAAAUAGAUUUUCCUACAUCCAUUACCUAAAAUAUAGGCAAGAAGGUAUUUGUCUAAGAAAAUGUUUUUUAACGGUUUUAGAUCAGAGCAUCUUUAAAGUCUCCUUUUAACAUAAAAUCCUAUCUGCUACAAAAAAAUCAUAAGAUUUCAAGGGCUUGUGUAUCAUAUUUGUGACUUUUUUUUCUUCACCUUCAAUCUAACAAAUGCUUAAAAAAUUAUUUUUUUUGUUAUACUAAAUGGUUUUAUACAUUCCAAUAACUUCUCCUUUUUCCUUUCCACAGGUGAUCACUGUUGGCGUUGUCCUGUCUCAGUCACUCUCUAUGGUUAUCCUUUAUAGACUUUUCUUGUCACAUAGUCUGUAUUGGGAGGUAUCCUCUCUUUCAUCUGUAACUCUUCCCCUAACUGUGUCAUCAGGGCACAGAAGUCGCUAUUACUCUUGAUACCAUGAGCAGGGAUGUCUUAACAGUCAUGGAAUUGCACUGCAGAUAGACAAAGACCACUAAUGUGCUCCUCAGCGCUUGGGACAUUUGUGCUUUUUUCAAAUGUCAAAGGAAAUAUCUGGUGUUAGGAUAGCGACGUGGUGCUGAAAAGCAUUCUGUUUGAAGAAAUUCAGGAUUGUGCUCUCCCAAAAUAUUUUCAAUUGAAAAAAUAUCAUUGGGGUUUGUGAAAGCAUGUAGCAUAAUGGCCAAAUUUUUCCUUGUAACCACCAAAUGAAUUUUCAUGUCACAUCUACACAGGGAGCAGUUAAACAAAAAUAGUUCAAGAGAACAGACCUACAUUUCAAAAUCCAAUUACAUUUCAUAGUUCUGGACCAGGUAACGUUUUUGGGCCUUGAGUAUGAACUGUGUUACCAAACCAAUUAAAUUAAAUAAAAUGUCAUUGUAUGCAUUGAGAUAUAUAUGUGAGUAUGUGUGUAUGUAUUUUGUUCUGUUAUUGAUUUCGGUUUUCUAGUUUUAAAGUAAAAAGUGAGAAGUUUUUGUACAAGUCUAAACAUUUUAUCUAAGCCAUAUGCAUUAAUAUAAAAAUACAUGAUCGAGAUUUAAGGUUUAUGGUACAGCAAUAAAGGUUGUACAGAAAGGUAUUUGAUGAAAUAUAUGUUUUUUUUUUUUACUACAUGACUUGUGUCCAAUUUAUUUCAUAUUAUUUUUUUACUAUUAUCAUUUGCUUAAUCCUUGAGUAGUGAGGAGUGUAACCCCUUUGUUUUGUGCUGUGUGUG